Rhodamnia argentea is the source of this 4343-nucleotide messenger RNA. RefSeq lists its product as uncharacterized. The transcript has a single exon. Gene Ontology annotation, molecular function: ADP binding; ATP hydrolysis activity. Gene Ontology annotation, biological process: recombinational repair; signal transduction. The record is from RefSeq and is a predicted model, not a curated record. Lineage: Eukaryota; Viridiplantae; Streptophyta; Magnoliopsida; Myrtales; Myrtaceae. Bases 1132 to 4164 code for a protein of 1010 amino acids.
CCAUGGUUUUUGCUGUCACCAAUGCCAUUUUCUCUGAGCUCUGCUCUGUUCUGACCAAUCUUUGGCUUCCGUGAGGGGUGAGAACCCCAGGAUAGAUUCAUAGUUUGCAGUUAAGAAAAAAGAUUAGUAUUGACAACACAUAAAAACAAAAAGAAAUUACCACAGCCCAAGAAAAUUAUUAAACUAAGCACAUAGAAUAUUGCAUUGUGCUUGAGCCACCCUGCAAACUCCUUUUGAAGCAAUUCUUGUGGGUCUCUCUCUCUCUGUUUUUCUUUCUUUUUCAUUGUUCAAAGCCUCUCAGAUCUAACCCAUACAUCAGAUUCCCACCCUGUACAGCUUGUUUAUUCAAACCGAGAGAGAGAGAGAGAGAGAGAGAGAGAGAGAGAUGAUUUGAUACUUUCUUGUUCGCCUGAGAAGUGAAACAAGUUUGAGAGGUCAGUUCUAAUCAUUUCCCAACUGUAUCUUGGGCACCCAUUUUGUCUUGUUUUAUUGAUGUGUGAUGAACUUACUCAUGAUCUGUCAACGCAAGCCUUUAUCUUUGCUUUGUUUGCAAUGAUUGUGUAGGAUUCAAAGAAAGUAACUUUUGAUCCUCCCCUCUUUCUUUAACUCUCAAAGUGAUUUUAAAUGCCAUCGAUUGAUUGUGUUCCAGAGCAAAAAAGCUUGUUGCUGAACGUUUCCCUUUCUCCAUGUUGUAUCCUUCGACUGAAGCUGAUAACACUCGGUCAAAAACCCUGUUCCCGGGCGCAGAGGCACACGGUUCGGGCUUGUGACUUUGCCGCUAGUCUGAAAGAGACAAGGCCCCCACAUUGAGAGGUGGAAUAUCACAUGCAGUUGCAGAUGAAUGACUCCCCUGCUUUGAAUGCCACUGUUGCAUUACAUCUUCUUGCGCCAGAGUCUCUUGCUUUCAGCCACUCAAAUUGCAUCAUCUGUGAGUAUAAGAUGUUGGAAAGAAUCCUCAGAACAUGCCCAGUUUCUCUCUGGAGAAAGGCCCGGUGGAUGUGAAAGCUUUCUCAACUUCAGAGCCUGUGGGGGCUUUUAAAAAUUGCAUUUUGCGAAGUCGGUAAUGCUUAGAAGAAGAUAAGUGCAGAUCCUUAAGAGGCAGUGAAGGGAAGAUUCAUUUGACGUUUGAGGAUGGACUUGGAUGAUAAACCAGUCAAACCCUCCUCCAGUCUCUUCAAGGAUGCUCUAGCACAUGGGGUUUCAGUUUCAGCCGCAUCAGAAGACCAUGUAAUCAACGCAGGCCUCACCAUCAAGAUUGUUAAUGCCAGCAAAAACUCUGGUAAGGAUAUCUUGGCAUCGAUUGGCUAUAGAGUAGAAGAAUCACUGUGUGCAAACAUAAAGAGCUCCAUUGAAUCAUACCAGUAUAAUUCCCCCUCCCUUGUGUCCCCACCCUCAUCAGCAUUUGUCUCAGCCUUGCAAUCUCCAUACAUAUCUCCAAGGGCCUUGACACCAACGGCCACAAAUAAUCCCGCCCCAACGGAGGACCCCGCUCCUCCAGCACAUCCAUCUCUGCCGGGAUCGUUCCAUGGCACCGGGUCGCAGUCAGAUGACAUCCCGAGCAGCUCCUACACUCCCCCAUCUGACCAAUACGAAUUCUCCGAUGACCCUUAUGAUCCUAAGCUCAAAUUCAUCACCUGCGUCUCUGACCCGGCGCCACCCCGAGUUUCAUUCUCCUUCCCGGUCCCACGGAUUUCCUUUGGCAAAGGGGCGCUUUCUCCGGCUGCCAAUGCUAAGCUGAGGAGCUGCGAUGUGUUCAUAGGCUUCCAUGGGCAGAACCCGAAUCUGGUGAGGUUUUGCAAGUGGCUCAAGUCAGAGCUUGAGCUCCAGGGAAUUGCAUGUUUUGUGGCCGAUAGAGCAAAGUACUCAGAUGGUCAGAGUAAUGAGAUUGCGGAUAGGGUGAUUUGCUCAGUGACAUUUGGAAUAGUGGUUGUUACCGGUUCCAGCUUUAUGAAUCCUCUUAGCUUGGAGGAGAUAAGAUUCUUCGCUCAAAAGAAGAACUUGGUUCCAUUGUUCUUUGACACGGGCCCCGCUGAGGUCACGGGCCUACUCAAUUCCAAGACGACUGAUAAAGAAUGCAGAGAAGCCAUUGAUGGACUAAUCAAGUGCCACGAGUUCAAGCUUGAAGCAAAUGAAGGCAAUUGGAGAAGCUGCAUAGCGAGGGCCGCCAGGAAUUUGAGAGCGAAACUCGGGCGCACAAGCGUGGCCGAGAAGGACGUCGAAGCAUUUGAGGAAAUGCCCUUCCCAAGAAACAGAUAUUUCGUCGGAAGAGAGAGAGAGCUCACGGAGAUUGAGAACGCAUUAUUUGGAUCUGGGAAUAGUUUCGAGCAAGACUACACGAUGCCCACUACUAAAGGAGAAGCGAGUGGGCAAUCUGAAGGGCUUGCAGAUGAGGAGAGCGAAACGACUACGACGAGAGGAGGAAGAUUCAUCAGUCUAGACGUGCAAAAGUGCAAAGAACCAAAGUUGGAGGCUUGGGUAGAGCCAGCUUCGGGAAGGAGCUCUUUGAAGAGGUUGAAGUACAAGAAGUCGAAGAGCGGGAGCUACAAAAGCUUAGGCAGCAGUGUGGUCUGCCUCAAUGGCGUUCCUGGCAUUGGGAAGACAGAGCUUGCUCUGGAAUUUGCUUACAGGUACUCUCAAAGAUAUAAAAUGGUGCUAUGGGUGGGUGGCGAGGCUCGAUAUUUUAGACAAAAUAUCUUGAAUCUAUCGCUCAAUAUGGGCUUAGACGUGAGCGCAGAUGCUGAAAAGGAAAGAGGACGCAUCCGAAGCUUUGAGGAGCAAGAAUUCGAAGCGUUCAAGAGAGUUAAGAGAGAGUUGUUCCGUGACAUGCCUUACUUGCUAAUCAUUGACAAUCUGGAAACCGAGAGUGAAUGGUGGGAAGGUAAAGAUUUGCAUGACUUGAUUCCAAGAAACACUGGGGGAUCCCACGUGAUCAUAACGACACGGCUACCCAAAAUCAUGAACUUUGAUUUGAUACAUAUUUUGCCUCUGCCUUUGUCUGAUGCGACAAUCCUAAUGGGAGGGAGAAGGAAGAGAGACUAUCCCGCUCAGGAGCUCGAGGUUCUGCGGAAGUUUGAUGAGAAGCUGGGGAGGCUGAGUUAUGGUAUGUGGAUUAUCGGAUCCAUACUAUCUGAACUUGCCAUUUCCCCAUCUGCACUCUAUGAAGCAGUGAACCAAGUCCCGUUUGAUGGCUCUUCUAGUAACACUUCCUAUGUAAGCCUCAGCGAUGAACACUACUGCAAAAACAAUCCCUUCCUUGUUAAAGUCCUGCUCUUUUGCUUCAAUAUCUUAGAGCAAACCAGUGUAAAGAGGAACCUUAUGGCAUCAAAAAUGCUACUUGUUGGCGCUUGGUUUGCCCCGGCACCUAUCUCAGUGAGUCUGCUCGCCUCAGCUGCUAAGAGUAUGCCGGCCAGUGGAAACCAGUUGCAUUGGACCAAGUUGUUCGGUUUCAGCUGCGGUUUAGCACCCAAGACCUGGAAAAGCGAGGAAGAUUCAGCUGUCCUUCUAGUCAAACUUGGGCUGGCGCGAACAGCUAAUAGGCAACCGGGGUACUGGAUCCAGUUCGACCCCAUAACUCAACUAUUUGCACGAAGAAAAGAUGGUUUGCUCGCUGCCAAAGCAACAGUUCAAGGCAUGAGAAAAUUCAGCAAUCCGGUUCUGAACUCGGAUCACCUCUGGUCUUGUGCAUUCCUAGUCUUUGGAUUUAAGUCUGAGCCCCCUCUAGUCCAACUGAAGGCAAUCGACAUGGUUUUGUUCAUCAAAAAGACGGCCUUGCCCCUGGCAAUCAGGGCAUUUACAACCUUCUCGAGAUGCAACUCAGCAUUGGAGCUCCUCAAAGUGUGUACGAACGUGCUCGAGGAAGUGGAGAAGUCGUUCGUAUCCCAAAUACAGGACUGGUGCCACGGGUCACUCUGUUGGAAGAAGUCCUCGAAUCCAAGAAGCCAAAGGGUAGACGAGUACGUGUGGCAGGACGUGACGCUUUUGAAAGCUGCGCUCUUGGAGACCAGAGCGAAAUUGCUGCUCAGGGGUGGUCACUUCGAUAGCAGUGAAGAGCUGUGUAGGACUUGCGUUAGUAUUAGGACGGUUAUGCUCGGGCAUAACCAUACCCUGACCCUCGCUGCUCAAGAGACAUUGGCCAAGCUAGUGAGGAUGAGAAGCAAGAUCUGACAGCUCGCUCUCAACGGAAAAACAGAGCCAAUGUUCAUGGUCGAUUGAGCUCAGUUUUGUUGUGAAAAACACUGUAACCACGUUAGUUUAGAUGCAAGAUCAUCAAGAGUCCUCACUAACACUUCCACCCUUGUUAAACAUUUCUUUCACAUUGACGGGAAUAGUAGUUUUUCGUUCAU